Molecule: messenger RNA, 640 nt
Organism: Medicago truncatula (barrel medic)
Lineage: Eukaryota; Viridiplantae; Streptophyta; Magnoliopsida; Fabales; Fabaceae
Product: protein BUNDLE SHEATH DEFECTIVE 2, chloroplastic
Exons: 3
Coding region: 133-456 (107 amino acids)
Source: RefSeq, a predicted model, not a curated record
CAAAUAAAAGGCUGUGGUGUUUUUUAUUUGUGACCAAGUGUUUUCUAUGACACGUAUUCUGUCUGGGGUUUUGAAGUGCAGUCCAAGUGUUUGAUAAAUUGUCUGUGAGAAAAAAAGUAGAUAUUGUAAGAAAUGAAUCCGAUUCGAAGGCGAUUUCCGACGUGGAUUACCGGUGCUUUUGUAGUAUUGGGGGGAAUUGCAACUCUGAAUGUGGCUUCUACUCUUACACUCAAAGGGCUUCACUUUGCGUCCGAGAAUAAACGGAAAAAAACAGCUUUGCCGUGUAAGAGUUGUAGAGGGAAAGGGUUUUAUAUAUGCAAAUUAUGCAGCGGGAAUUCAACCAUAGCUUGGUCUCCGAUGUAUGAUCCUGUUGCAAUUAACCCCUGUGUUUGUCCUACUUGCGAUGGAAACAGGGUACAACGCUGUCUGAAUUGUCUGGGAAAAGGCUAUGACUAGAACUAGAUUGUAAAAUUCAUAUCUUAUGUGAUGAUUAUUUUAGUGCUUGAGAACUUGAACUUCGUUGUCAAUUUGUCUUCGGCUUGAAUUGUUAUGUUCCCGCAAUAAUGGAUUAAGAACUAAGUUUCUGCCAUUGUAAAUCCCGGCUUACCAACCAAAUUCACGCCAAAACAUGUUAACCUUU